Molecule: messenger RNA, 2120 nt
Organism: Rhagoletis pomonella (apple maggot)
Lineage: Eukaryota; Metazoa; Arthropoda; Insecta; Diptera; Tephritidae
Gene: AlaRS
Product: alanine--tRNA ligase, cytoplasmic
Exons: 1
Coding region: 16-1953 (645 amino acids)
Biological process (GO): alanyl-tRNA aminoacylation; tRNA modification
Cellular component (GO): cytoplasm; mitochondrion
Molecular function (GO): aminoacyl-tRNA deacylase activity; nucleic acid binding; ATP binding
Source: RefSeq, a predicted model, not a curated record
UGAACUGAGAUUUUAAUGAUAUCUAAUUUUCUUUAUAAUUUUAGAUAUGCCACUGAAAAGUUAAUCGCUAAACCAGGUUUCUUUGCAUCCCUAGUUCACACUGUCGUGGAUUUGCUAGGUGAUGCAUUCCCUGAGGUCAAAAAGAGUCCUCAGCAAAUAAUUGAAAUAAUAAACGAGGAGGAAGCGCAGUUCCUAAAGACAUUAUCACGCGGACGAGAUCUUUUCAAUCGCACAGUUGCCAAAUUGGGCAACAGGAAUAUAAUUCCUGGGGACUUGGCCUGGAAACUGUAUGACACAUAUGGAUUCCCAGUUGAUCUUACCCAACUUAUGGCUGAGGAGAAGAACUUAAAAAUAAAUAUGGAAGAAUAUGAGCAAGCAAAGCAGGCUGCCUACAUAAUGUCUCAGGGCAAGAGCGCAACGAAAGCGGAGGAAAUUCACUUGGAUGUUCACGCCAUAUCAGAGUUACAAUCCAGAUCUAUACCUAUUACGAAUGAUUCGCCCAAAUACAAAUAUCAGGCCGAAUCUGACAAAUUCGAUUCGCCUUAUAUUUUUAGUUCAUGCAAAGCGAAGAUAUUUGCUCUGCGAUUUGGGAACCAGUUUGUCAAUAAAAUAGAAGCUGGCAGUAAGGCAGGCAUAAUUUUAGACCAAACAAAUUUCUAUGCAGAAAGUGGUGGUCAAAUUUAUGACAAAGGUUCUUUCAACAAAUCCAAUAGCGGUGUUGACAAGUUUUUUGUUGAAGCUGUUUUUAAUCGUGGUGGUUAUAUUUUGCAUAUUGGCGUUGCAGAUGGAGAAUUCGCUGUAGGCGACGAAAUUGAACUUAAAAUUAACAUUGAACGCCGUUGGCUAACCAUGAAAAACCAUUCCGCCACCCAUGCCCUAAAUCACAGUCUGCUUCAAGUACUUGGCAAAGAGACUGACCAAAAAGGAUCUUUGGUAGUGCCAGAUAAAUUACGUUUUGAUUUCAGUAGCAAGUCCGCUAUGUCAAUUGAACAAAUAGCUAAAGCAGAACAAUUAACACGAGAUAUUGUUUAUCAAAAUAUGCCGAUUUUCGCAAAAGAAACCAAAUUGGCAAAAGCAAAGAAGAUACGUGGACUUCGCUCAGUUUUUGAUGAGGUUUACCCAGAUCCGGUACGUGUUAUUUCGUUUGGUGUGCCAGUAGAAGAGCUUGAAAAUAAUCCCGACAGCGGUGCUGGAGAGAAAACUUCAGUCGAAUUUUGUGGUGGCACACAUUUGCAACGCUCGGGCCAUAUGAUGGAAUUUGUAAUUACUAGUGAAGAAGCAAUUGCGAAAGGCAUACGGCGUAUUGUGGCUCUAACUGGUCCCGAUGCUGUAAAAGCUUUAGAAAAGAACAAUGAACUUCACCAGAAAAUACAAGCAUUAAAAUCCACAAUUGAAGCUGAUGAGGAUGGCAAAAACUCCAAAAGCUAUGUGAAACAAAUAGUGGAAUUCACAGAGGAGGUGUCGCAAGCCAUAAUUCCGUAUAUAAAAAAAGACCAAAUGCGUAAUCUACUUAAGCAAUUGAAGAAGACACUCGACGACAAGGAGCGCACAAUGAAAGCAGCAGUUUCGGUAACCGUGAUCGAAAAGACAAAAGAGAUUUGCGAAGCGAACCCACAGGCUACAUUGUUGGUGAAACAGUUUGAGGCAUUUAACAAUACUAAGGCUCUUGAUGGUGCGCUGAAGCAAGUACGCUCUUUGUGCCCUGAUGCCGCUGCGUUAUUCCUAUCCGUUGACGAGGAUUCAAAGAAGGUAUUUUGUUUGGCUUCAGUUCCAAAGUCCGCUGUAGACAAAGGCCUUAAAGCUAACGAAUGGGUCCAACAAUUAUCCGAAAUUAUUGGUGGAAAAGGAGGUGGUAAAGCAGAAUCUGCCCAAGCCUCUGGCUCGAGAUAUGAAAAUGUGGAUGAAGUCAUAAGAACAGCUACAGAAUUCGCAAAAAACAAAAUCGGCUCUUAAUAAGUGAAUUCGCUAAAAGCAAGUGCAAAUUUUAUUAACAAUUCAUAUUUAUUUUACUUUAAAAAAUGUUUUUUUGCUAUUUUCCAUUAUGAAAAAAUACAGACCUGCUAAUUAGAUUAAAUCAUUUUUCGCAUUGAAUAAAAACACGUAUGCUUUUAUAAAAAAUA